Messenger RNA from Stereum hirsutum FP-91666 SS1, 564 nucleotides. RefSeq lists its product as uncharacterized. The transcript is spliced from 2 exons. NCBI's taxonomy places the organism in Eukaryota, Fungi, Basidiomycota, Agaricomycetes, Russulales, Stereaceae. The coding region runs from base 1 to 564 and encodes 187 amino acids. The record is from RefSeq and is a predicted model, not a curated record.
AUGUCCACCUAUUCAUCUUCGGAGUCAGAUCCACCGCCGUCCUACUACUCUGGAGACUCUGGCUCUACCGUCAUUCCGACUCUCUAUGAUGAUACCCAUCGUGGCGUGUCGGCGUUCGACUACUCUAUCAUGAGUAUGGGGAACCGCGCGAACCUCAUAGGGUAUCUUGAACACCACGACCCCACCAGCGAUGGUAGCUUCUCCAUCUGUAUCGCUGGUGGCAAUGGUGCUUGCGUGAGCAAGAGGUUGUACGAGUCCAUCCCAGCUCAGCAUCGCCCUCUCCUGAACACACAAGACAACUCGCCAGUCACGUUCCUCACGGGCAGUUCGCAAACCGCACUUGGAAGCACAAUCAUGCCAGUUAUCCUCACGAACAAGCGGACCGGAAAAAAGUUCAGGGUCAAGAUCUACGCGUUGGUGUUGGAGAACUUGCUGAUGGGGAUGUUCAUUGGUGGCCCGGGAGGGGCUGGCCCCUUCAAGAGCAUGGCAUGGGGCGGGGGAGUCGUGACACAUGGGCUCGAGGUGGGACCAGAUCAGGAGGUUGUGGAAGUUGCGGGGUGCUGA